Messenger RNA from Verruconis gallopava, 1183 nucleotides. RefSeq lists its product as uncharacterized. The transcript has a single exon. Gene Ontology annotation, biological process: ubiquinone biosynthetic process; cellular respiration. Gene Ontology annotation, cellular component: mitochondrion. The record is from RefSeq and is a predicted model, not a curated record. NCBI's taxonomy places the organism in Eukaryota, Fungi, Ascomycota, Dothideomycetes, Venturiales, Sympoventuriaceae. Gene Ontology annotation, molecular function: ubiquinone binding. The coding region runs from base 179 to 928 and encodes 249 amino acids.
UCGUCCGUUCCGACGUUUGACUUUGUUAGACUCUGCCUGAAUGGAUUCUCUGUUUUAGUUUGUCCGAAACGCGAUCACACGUCAGCAACGGUGAGCUGCACUACAGUAUCAUGUGUGCUGUAAUGCCAAGGUAGCGCUUCCCCCACUCUCGCCGUUGACCAUAGUUUCGGCGCACGUCAUGAAGGCACAGUGGAUUCAACCAUGUCCACCGCAGCAGCUUCGCGCUCUGCGCCGCCAUGGCAUACGACCCAUCACCCCAGCGUCGCAUCGCUUCCUUACCGCCCCGUUCCAGAGACGCCGCUUUAUCAGCCCUCCUUUCUCGACCUCUCCACCCACCCAGAGCUUGACCGCGUCGCGGACGCUGCCAUAUCCUCCGAGGCCUAUCUACUCCGUCAUCGCCGAUGUCGACUCGUACUCGAACUUCCUGCCCUUCUGCGAGAGCAGCACCGUGACGAGUUGGUCUCAGCCAGACAGGGACGGUCGCAAGUGGCCCUCUGAAGCCGAGCUCCUGGUCGGCUGGAAGGGCGUAACCGAGGCCUUUACAAGCAGAAUCUACUGCAUCCCGGGUAGGAUCGUUGAAGCCGUCAGUGGCGCCACCCAGACGACGUUGCCGCGCCACGAAAUAGCCCAUCAUUUUGGCCCAGAGUCGUCUUUUGCUUCGAAAGAGCAAAAGCACGGCGUCCUGUCUCAUCUGCUGACGAGGUGGACGGUCCGACAGGCAAAGCAAGACGCAAGCAGCACCGACGUCAGCCUCGCCAUAGAGUUCCAAUUUUCGAAUCCGAUAUAUAGCGCAAUGAGCGGAGCGGUCGCGGACAAGGUGGCCAGUUAUAUGAUCGAGGCGUUUGAGCAAAGGGUACGUCAUGUGCUCAGACACGGUUCGGACGGAGACCAGAUGAGAAACAUCACCGCCACGGGUUCGUCGAGAUGAUGGCCCUCGCGGAUCAUGCAAGUGGUUUGGCGUAGGGUUGACUUGGACUUUGUAAAAAUAGACAUUCAAGACAUACAUCCUUGCAUGGCAAAAGGCAUGGCGAACGGCGCAGUCAUGUACACACGAUCGUCACCAAUUAAAUAUCAUCGAAAAUAGAGCCUUCGUCAUCAUGCUCACAUAAAUUUCAAUUAGAUUAGAAGUGGCUUGUUAUGUGCCCUUGUUAUCCUUUCGUCAAUCUAGCUGCUGUUUUCCCGG